CGUCAUAUCCGCUAUGAGAACUACAACCCGGAAGGGACAGUUUACGAGCUAGGCUCGUUAUCCUAGUUUGUGUUUUCAGAAAAUUUAACAACAAACGUGUCUCUGUAAAGCGUUUUCAUGUAGUUUCACUGUAGAUAUGCCACGGUACUGCGCUGUAAAAGUUUGCAGAAACCGCGGGGGAACUGCAUCUAGACAAGACAAAAGAAUUAGCUUCUACCCGUUCCCCUUGCAAGACAAGUCCAGGCUCCAGAAAUGGGUAGACAACAUGAAGCGGGAGAAGUGGACCCCGAGUCGACAUCAGUACCUGUGCAGCGAGCAUUUUAAAGAGGACUGCUUUGAUAUUCGAUGGGGCAUCCGCUACCUGAAGAACACAGCCAUCCCAACCCUAUUUCCCUCCAUUGAGGAUGAUGGAGAGAAAAACAUUACCACCAUUAAACAAAGCCCCAAGGCCAAACCCAGAACUUUAGACGUUGAUAUUGAGCCCACAGGAUUUGACUCACCUCUCAGCAAGAGGCCGCUUAUUUUGGGCAGAACAUGCAAAAAGGUGCAGUCAAGUUCAACAAACAGCUUGGUUUGCGAACACACAGAGAUGAUAGUUGAUCCUCCUCUGGCGUCGGACACUGGCGUCUCCCGUCAUUCAAAUCUCUCAUCAGAGAUACGGACUGCUGCCUGUGAGAUACCAGGCGACAGCGGAAUGCCAACAGCGUCUUGCAUCGCACUGUCCCCAUGCAGUGAGCCCCAUUCUGAAGAAAAGGCUGACUCGAUUGUUACCGUUUUGUGCUGCGAGUCAGUGGGCCCUUUCUCGGAUGGAGAGGAAAACGUGGAUGCAGCUGCCCUCCAGGCAGCGAUGGGCCAGGCUUUUAGCUAUGUCCCUGUGGAAUUGGUAAUGGACGAACCCACAGCCUCUUUUUUGGAGGAUAGGGGACCCAGUGAGGUAGAGCACAUUUAUGUUUACGAGCACUCGUACUGCAGACCGGACACUGACAAAGAUCAGCUUUGGCGUAGGAUCUUGAGUUUGCAUGCAAAGAUCUUGGGACUGGAUCGCAGGGAGGAGAGCACCUUGGCCAAAAUCCGUGCUCUGGAGACUGAGGUAGCCCUCCUGAAAAGAGAUGGUGCUGUUUUUAAAGAGAAGCAGAAAGUUUUAGAAGAUUAUAUAUCAUCCAUGUUGCUCUGAUUUUGCAAGCUAUGGACUCUGUAAUGAGACUGUUGGUGUGCAUGGAUUUUAACUGUUACCAUUGAGUCACUUUUGCUAAUAUGUUGCACAUGCUCGCUCCCAUACAUAAAGCACUUCAGCACACACUGUUAUUAAACUUCAUUGUAACUCAG
This is a messenger RNA of Sander lucioperca (pikeperch), 1326 nucleotides long. RefSeq names its product THAP domain-containing protein 5. Gene Ontology annotation, cellular component: nucleus. The transcript is spliced from 3 exons. NCBI's taxonomy places the organism in Eukaryota, Metazoa, Chordata, Actinopteri, Perciformes, Percidae. The record is from RefSeq and is a predicted model, not a curated record. The coding region runs from base 137 to 1174 and encodes 345 amino acids.